This is a messenger RNA of Racocetra fulgida, 879 nucleotides long. Lineage: Eukaryota; Fungi; Glomeromycota; Glomeromycetes; Diversisporales; Gigasporaceae. The record is from the annotation of a GenBank genome assembly.
AUGCCAAUGACAUUUCGAUUGAGCAAAGAGCCCCUUACUAAAGCAAGAGAACAGUUACUCACAUUUCAACAAGAUGAAAAAAUGGAAAUAAAUGAAAAUAUGAAACCGAUCAUUAUCGCUGAAAAUGUAUCUCUCGAUUCAUAUAUCAAGCAUCGCAAAACUGAGCGAAAGCUUCCUGUUAGAAUUCGUUUAGUUGAUGGGAACGUACAAGCUUAUGAAGUACCCCUCUCAUCUCAUGGAGCAGUAGCAUUUAAGAUUGGUCACUUGAUCUGUAAUUGGUAUCCAUUAAUUGGUAUAGACAACGAAGAUCUUAUUGUAGGUCCAAAUAGUUAUUACACCGCUGAUUUUACUAUUCGACCGCCAAAUCUUCCUAGAGCUCCGACUGGUCAAGAACCUAAUUCAGAUGCAAGUGCGUACCCAACAAUGGUUGUCGAAGUUGGCAACAGUGAGUCAAUUCCUAGUUUACAUGACCUUUCGGCAGGUUAUUUCUCUCCACGAACAACUAUUCAAAUUUAUCUUGCAAUCAAAAUCUUUCCUAUUCGCAAUGAUGGUACAAGGGCAAUGCUUGCACUACGUUAUCUACGUACAAAUCCAAAUCCGACAGUACCGGACAUUGCAAUAUCUUUUGGCACGGCACCUCUUAACCAUAAUACAGUAGAAUUUCUUUUGAAUAGCGUGGGCGUUUCAUCCGCUAACCUGAUUGGUUUCGGAUUUUCGGCAACUGCUUGUAAUGCCCCUGGUAUUUCAGAUUAUCAAUUGCAUAUUCCUGCCGCUGAAAUUUUUAAUGGUGUGCUUGGUGGCAUCCCUGCUGAGGCAGUUAAUGGGUUCAAUUUAGAUUUAUGGGAAUUACAAAAUGUAUUGAAUUUAGUCCGUUAUUAA